AUGAGAUUGGAAUGUACAAAGCAGCUGAAUCACACGAGGGUUGGAAAGCACAGCGUACGCUCUGCUUUUGGUGGUUUGGAAAUACUUUCUUUAACACCUGGUUUCACAACGAAGCUCGACUUAAAAUCGAGUGGGAAAGUAUAUCGUACCGAAGGAGGGGACAGAGAAUCGAUGAACUUGGAGCCACAGUCAGAUAACAAUGAAAUAACGAACUUCCCCAAUCUCUGCACGAAAACAUUUUUCAAUUCACGUUCGACACAAAUGAUACAAAAUACAAAUAUCAAUCGCACUUUUGUUGCAACGAGACAUGUACUUUUGCUUGCCAUUUUCAGCAAGGUGCCAGCUUUCUUGAACGUCGUGGACAUCGCCGGGUUGGUGAAAGGGGCAUCGGAGGGGCAAGGCUUGGGAAACAGUUUCCUGUCGCACAUCAACGCCUGCGACGGAAUUUUUCACCUUUGUCGAGCAUUCGACGAUGACGAUGUGACCCACGUGGAAGGAGACGUGAAUCCCGUGAGAGAUCUCGAGAUAAUCAGCGAGGAACUACGACUGAAAGACAUCGAAUUUUUAAACGGGCAUCUCGAAAAGCUGGAGAAGCUCGUUGUCCGAGGCAACGACAAGAAACUCAAGCCCGAAUACAGUGGGUGGAUAAAAACGAUCCAGGAGCUGUUUUAAUCCCAUUCAGCGGAGUUUUUGAGAACAAACUACUCGAUAUGGACGAUGCAGAACGUGCGAAAUAUUUAGAAGAAAACAAAGUUACUAGGUGGGUAAAAUUGUCUAUAAUUUAUUGCCCUACAGACCACGGAUUUUUAUCCAAUACAGUUAAACUUUGAGCCUAAUAGAGCUACUUUUGUAGCUUUAAGUAAGCUACUAAUUAAUGAUCACAAGUAAGAUUAUAAUAAUCUUCUUCAACGUCAUAUAUUACAAUUUAUAACUUUUUUCCUUAUCAUACAUAUUUGGAGUAUUUCUAAUUAAUACCUGAUAGCGAUAUAAAAAAAACUUCUGGAAGUACAUACGUUAUUCGUGAAAUUUAAAAAUCCACUACUUCAACAUUUUCUUGAACGCGUUAUCUUCGGACAUGCAAUCUUCUAUACAAAUACUCAAUAUGUAGAUUGUACUAUACAUGUAAAUUUUCAGCAAAGAAAACCACCGUUUCUAUAUCCAAACUUAUACUUUGUCUUGCAGAAUACCACCAAAUUUUAUAAGGAAAAUCGUUUUAAUUGAAAAGAAGAAGCCUGAGUAG
Messenger RNA from Heterotrigona itama, 1240 nucleotides. The record is from the annotation of a GenBank genome assembly. NCBI's taxonomy places the organism in Eukaryota, Metazoa, Arthropoda, Insecta, Hymenoptera, Apidae.